AGAUAUGUAUAGUGUUGUGUUUUUAGUGUUUAGAGUGUUAUUCUAAUAUUUCAUACCUGCACAUACUGUGAUAUAGGAUCAUUAUCCUAGAAGUGUACAGAGCAAUUUUGUUGAGGCCCCCAAAACAUGGCAGGUGCUAGGACCUGGUGGAGUUCAGGCGCCCUGAGCUGGAAGCAAAGCCUCACCUCUUGGGGCGUGGGGUGGUGUAAGCGGGUGCAGAAAAGCCAGUUCUUCCACAUGCAGCUGCUUGGACUGCAUUGGGUUCUCCUCACACACCAUUUCCAAGACCUCUGCAGCUUUUGCCCUUGCCUGCUGGACUGAAAGCAUGUUUCUUGCAAAGGCCUUUCUGGAAGGGGCAGAUCGAGGUCUUGGAGGAGCCCUGGGAGGUCUUCUUGGUGGAGGUGGUCAGCGAGGUGGUGGGGGCAGGGGUGGAGGUGGAGGCGGAGGCGGGGGUGGAGGUGGAGGUAAUAUUGGCCGGAUAGUCGGAGGGAUUGUGAAUUUUAUCAGUGAAGCUGCAGCAGCUCAGUAUACUCCAGAACCACCUCCCCCGCAGAAGCACUUCACCCAUGUGGAGGCCCAUGAAAGCGAAGAAGAGAGGCGAUUUCGGCGACAGUUUGAGCAACUGGCCGGUCCAGACCUGGAGGUGGGUGCCACCGACCUGAUGAAUAUUCUCAACAAAGUCGUCUCUAAACACAAGGAGACCCUGAAGACAGACAGCUUCAGCCUUGACACGUGCCGGAGCAUUGUGUCUGUCAUGGACAGUGACACGAACGGGAAGCUGGGCUUUGAAGAAUUCAAGUACCUGUGGAACAACAUUAAGAAGUGGCAGUGUGUGUAUAAGCAGUACGACAAGGAUAGCUCUGGGUGUCUGCGUGGUUCCCAGCUGCGGCAGGCUGUGCAGGCAGCAGGCUUCCAGCUGAACGAGCAGAUCCACGAAAUGAUCGUGCGCCGCUACACUGAUGAGGAUGGCAGUAUGGAUUUUAACAACUUCAUCAGCUGCCUUGUCCGCCUGGACGGCAUGUUUCGUGCCUUCAAGUCGCUGGAUAGAGAUGCCGAUGGUCUGAUCCAGGUGUCUGUGGAAGAGUGGCUGCAGCUGACUAUGUAUUCCUGAAGUGGUGACUGCAAAGUUGAGAACCUCCCAGAGAACAAGGAUGCUCCGUCCACACCGCAGCUGUCACUUUCUGGCGAACUCUGUCACAUCCGUGCAGAUUUCAGAUUGUGGGCCACCUGCUACUGCUUUUAAUUAAAAAACUCUUUUUUCUCAUAAAAGUUGUGCUGAAUGGUUAGUACGUCCUCUUUCUGAGAUACUAGAUUUAUUUACAUAUGUGAUGGGAGGGGGUGCAGGGUUCUAAAGUCAUAGAUGUAAAGAUUGUGAACUCCAUGAAUAAAAAUGUUAUCAUUUCUUUGUUUUGUUUUAAGCAUUGGAAUAAAUUAAGAAAACACUCAGAAGAUAAGUUUUUCCCUGUAAGAGGGUGAAGAGAGAGAUUCAAAGUCCGUUUUUCUCAUAAUUUCACCUCUGGUCUUUCCAUCAUGUAAAAAAAGAAAAAAAGAAAAAGUGCUUUCUAUAAAGAAUGUUUUAGAUAUAUAGAGACAGGUUUAGAAAUGUGAAAUAAAGCACUUUUUGUAUGAGGACAGCAUUUUA
Molecule: messenger RNA, 1642 nt
Organism: Ochotona princeps (American pika)
Lineage: Eukaryota; Metazoa; Chordata; Mammalia; Lagomorpha; Ochotonidae
Gene: CAPNS2
Product: calpain small subunit 2
Exons: 1
Coding region: 326-1111 (261 amino acids)
Molecular function (GO): calcium ion binding
Source: RefSeq, a predicted model, not a curated record